Molecule: messenger RNA, 6033 nt
Organism: Psammomys obesus (fat sand rat)
Lineage: Eukaryota; Metazoa; Chordata; Mammalia; Rodentia; Muridae
Gene: Ccdc158
Product: coiled-coil domain containing 158
Exons: 25
Coding region: 282-3617 (1111 amino acids)
Source: RefSeq, a predicted model, not a curated record
GGCCGCCCGCGCGGUGCUGGGUCGGGCGCCGCGGAGGGGCAGCUGCGCGGGCCGCGGCGGCCUCGGGGCACAGUGGGAGCCGGCGGGUCCCCGGGUCGCGCAGGUGCGGCCGCGGCCCCCGCGGACAUGCGGCCGGUCUCUUAGGACGAGGUGUUAGUUAGCAGGUAUUAAUAGAAGUAACUGAAAAUAAGAAUAUCCAGAAAUUAAGAUAAGAACUGAACAAUCCAAACCGGGAAGCACUCGUGUUUCAAGAUCUCUAAGAAGAGGCAGAGGUAGAUAAUAUGGAAUCAAAGGCUGAUAAAUCAAGUAGUGACGAUCUUUUACCAAGCAGCAUCACAACCAAUGGAGGUUCUUCAAGCCCAUUUUUAAUGUCAUCUAUCCGAAGUACAGUAAUUGAAAACGCAACUGGAACUUUGACACAAGUUCCUUUUUUCCCUAAAUAUGAAGUGGAACUUGAUUCUCAUAGAAAGGUCAUCCCUUACCCUGGAAAAGAGCAUAUUGAACGUGUUUUAGAAGAAUAUUCACAACAAGUUAAAGAUUUGCAGAGAAGACUAAAUGAAAGCAAUGAAUUACAUGAGAAACAAAAGUUCUACUUAAGACAGUCAGUCAUUGAUUUGCAAACAAAACUUCAAGAAAUGCAAAUGGAGAGAGAUGCCAUGGCUGACAUCAGACGAAGGGAGAGUCAGUCUCAGGAGGAUUUAAGAAAUCAGCUUCAAAAUACAGUCCAUGAGCUCGAAGCUGCCAAGAGCCUUAAGGAGGGCAUGCUGAAAGAGAGCAGCAGCCAGAUAGAGCAGCUACGAAAAAUGAUGCUUAGUCAUGAAGGCGUGCUUCAAGAAAUCCGAUCAAUCUUAGUUGACUUUGAAGAAGCCUCAGGCAAGAAAAUAUGUGAACACGACAGCAUAUCUACCAUGCACUUCCGCAGCCUGGGCUCAGCUAUUAGUAAAAUCCUAAGAGAAUUAGACACAGAAAUCUCUUAUCUUAAAGGGAGGAUAUUUCCAGUAGAGGAUCAGCUUGAAACACUGAAAUCUGAGUCACAGAACAAAAUAGAACUGUUACUUCAACAACAUCAAGAUCGGAUCGAGCAGUUAAUAAGUGAACACGAAGUUGAAAUAACAGGGCUUACGGAGAAAGCCAGCAGUGCUCGAAGCCAAGCCAACAGUAUCCAGAGUCAACUGGAAAUCAUUCAAGAACAAGCAAGGAACCAGAACUCCAUGUACAUGCGCCAGCUCAGUGACUUGGAGUCUACUGUCUCUCAGCUGCGUUCUGAACUGAGGGAAGCCAAGAGGAUGUAUGAAGAUAAGAUAGAAGAGCUGGAGAAGCAGUUAGUCCUGGCCAAUUCCGAGCUCACCGAGGCACGCACAGAACGGGACCAGUUCAGUCAGGAGUCAGGAAACCUGGAUGACCAGCUCCAGAAGCUGUUGGCAGAUCUCCACAAGAGGGAGAAGGAACUGAGCCUGGAGAAGGAGCAGAACAAGCGCCUGUGGGACCGUGACACAGGCAACAGCAUCACCAUCGACCACCUCCGGCGGGAGCUGGACGACAGGAACAUGGAGGUGCAGAGGCUGGAGGCCCUGCUCAAGGCCAUGAAGAGCGAGUGUCAGGGCCAGAUGGAGCGGCAGAUGGCAGCCAUUCAGGGGAAGAAUGAGAGCCUGGAGAAAGUGUCCUCCCUCACUGCACAGCUCGAAUCCACCAAGGAGAUGCUUCGCAAGGUGGUGGAAGAGCUGACAGCCAAGAAGAUGACCCUUGAGAGCUCUGAGAGGACAGUGUCUGACCUGACCGCUUCCCUCCAGGAGAAGGAGCGAGCCAUCGAGGCCACCAAUGCAGAGAUCACUAAGCUCCGCUCUCGGGUCGACCUGAAGUUACAGGAGCUCCAGCACCUGAAGAAUGAGGGGGACCACCUGAGGAACGUGCAGACAGAGUGUGAGGCGCUCAAACUCCAGAUGGCGGAGAAGGACAAGGUCAUUGAGAUUUUGCGGCAGCAGAUCGAGAACAUGACGCAGCUGGUUGGCCAGCAUGGACGAACCGCUGGGGCGAUGCAAGUGGAAAAGACUCAGCUAGAGAAAGAGAUCAAUGACCGCAAGCUUGAACUGCAGGAGUUUAAGAUUUUAAAGGAUAAAAAAGAUGCAAAGAUCCGGGAACUUGAAGCCAGAGUGAGUGACUUAGAACUGGAAAAGGUGAAGCUGGUGAACGCGGGCUCCGAGCGGCUCCGAGCAGUGAAGGACAUCAGACAAGAGCGAGAUCAGCUACUCAAUGAGGUGAAGACGAGUAGGACUGAACUAAACAGCCUCUCAGAGGACUAUGAAGUCUUAAAGAGGAAUUUUCGAAACAAAAGUGAAGAAAUGGAAAGCACUACAAACAAACUAAAGAUGCAAUUAAAAUCUGCGCAGACUGAACUGGAGCAAACAAGGAACACACUGAAGACCAUGGAAGGAUCCGACGGGCACGCUAUGAAGGUGGCCAUGGGCAUGCAGAAGCAAAUCACAGCCAAGAGAGGUCAAAUAGACGCCCUGCAGAGCAAGGUGCAGUUUUUGGAAGAGGCUGUGACAAGCGCCAACAAGGAGAGACAUUUUUUGAAAGAAGAGAAGAGUAAGCUCAGCCAGGAGCUGAGUUCUGUAGCAACAGAGAAAAACAAGAUGGCUGGUGAGCUAGAAGUGCUGCGGUCUCAGGAACGCCGCUUGAAGGAGAAGGUCGCUAACAUGGAAGCCGCCCUUGACAAGGCAUCUUUGCAGUUUGCAGAAUGUCAAGAUAUAAUACAGCGACAGGAACAAGAGUCAGUGCGCCUAAAACUUCAGCACACUUUGGAUGUGAAAGAACUUCAGGGCCCCGGGUACACCUCCAGUCCUUCAAUGAAGCCUCGCCUGCUCCAGCCAGCGACUGUAGCUCGUUCUCACUCCAACGUGCCUUCCUCCCAGUCUACGGCCAGCUUCCUGUCUCAUCACUCUGUGAAGACCAACACACUGAAGGACGACCCCACGCGGGACCUGAAGCAGCUUCUGCAGGAGCUGAGAAGUGUGAUCAACGAGGAGCCGGCCAUGCCCCUGAGCAAGGCGGAGGAGGAUGCCAGGAUGCCAUCUCUUGGAGCACUAGAAGAUAGAGUAAGAGACUGCAUCAGGGAAUCGAGCCUGAGAUCUGAGCUCUGCCACAGAAGCUCCAACUCCUUAAGGGAUUCCACUGAAGGCAGCAAAUCCAGUGAGACUCUUAGCAGGGAGCCAGUCACACUGCACUCAGGAGACCUGGAAGAUCCGUCUAGCUGCUUCACCUUCACAUCUACAGCAAGUCCAUCUGUGAAGAUGUCAGCUUCUCGCUCGUUCAACUCUUCUCCUAAGAAGUCUCCAGCUCACUCCCUCCUGACUAGUUCUGCUGAGGAGUCAGUAGGCUCCACAUCACAGUAUCGGUCUACCAAAGCUCUUCAUUCGACCGACCCUGCAAAAGAUUCACAGUCUCCGUCACUAGAAACAACAGGAAAAACAUGCCGAAAACUGCAGAACAGACUGGAAAGUUUGCAAACCCUGGUAGAAGAUUUGCAGCUGAAGAACCAAGCAAUGUCUUCAAUGAUCAGAAAUCAAGAAAAGAGGAUCCAGAAAGUGAAAGACCAAGAAAAAAUGCUACUAAAAUGAUGCAUUGCUUGCCUGCUCUCUAUAGAGGGCUGACGCCUGAUUAAUGGUGGUGUUACAUAUAAUUAGUGCCCUGUGGACUUUUUUCCUUUUAUGUGAAAUUUAAUAAAAGAUACCCUGUAAACUCUAUUUUGAAAUAAAGUUCUUGAAUGCUGUCACGGUAAAACACUCUCAAACACUCUCAGCAGCUAGAUUUGAGAGUAUUCAUAAAUUAUAACGUAUUAACUUAUGCUAACUUUAUCAUGUUGGUAUAAUUGUUUUAAAUUACUUUACUAGUUCUAAGAUAGUAGAGUCAUUUUUUUUUUCCAUUUAAAGAAAUUCUGAGUUCUGAGGGGAAAAAAACGUGUUCGGAUGGUGUUAAGGGAUACAGCGCCAAGAACAGAAGGACAAACUCCAGCAUGCUGGACAAACAGCAGCCUUUUUUUUGGUGACCUUGAACUCAUUGUUCUGUCAAUAUCAGUAAUCAAUAAGACUUUGGUGCCCCCAAUCAGAACUUUUAGAAAUCUCUCCUCUUGCAUAAAACUAAAGAAAGAAAAUACUUUGUUACUCUUUAACAAAUGAGUAGAUAACUUCUACAUUGAAUUAACAGAGUUUACCUUAAUGUUAAUAAACCAGGAGUAUUUGUAUACAAGCCAAAUAUAAUGAAACAAGGGCGACAGACCUGUGUUUCACUUGUACCCAAACAAAGUGGCACACAGUUGUCAUGGAGACAGCUGCCAAGCCAGAGGCCCCGUGUCCCCAACUGUAGGGUGAUCACCUGGCCAGUUAUCACAAGUGGAAUGGAAUGUGAGCAGGGAUCUGUGUUCCUUCAGGUCAAAGUGUUAAUGCUGCACUUGGUUUCUCAAGUCAUUUCCCUCCCACAAGUUGGGUGCAGAAAACGGGGAGGAUCCUUAGGGUGGUGGCACCACAGGGCAGAAGGGGCUCGUCUUGGGAGACUCUCAAGGGAGGGCAGCUGCUAGCUGGAAGAGCUGCUGACUGGGACAAGGUGUUGGUACCUUGUUAGGUGGGUGAUCUGCUACAGCAGCCAGUCCCUAGGAGGGUGUGCAUGCCCUCAGGGGAACAUUGUAAUGCUCUCAAGUGACAAAGGUAUCAUUCCUAGCACACCCAGCGUCAAAUGAUUAAAAUAGAUGUAUCUGUAACUAUAAAUAAUAGAUGUAUAUAUAUGUAUAUAUACAGUUUCUUAAAUCAGUUGGCUUUAAUGAAAGAUUAACUUUUAUUUCAUCAGGUAACUAGAAAUAGAAUUCUAGAGGCUUAUUUGAAUUGCUUUACUUCAUAGGGAUGCUUGAGCAUUGUGAAGUAAUGGCCAGGACCUUCUGCAGACCGCAUUAUGAGAUACAUAAGCAGAAUGUAUGAAUUCAUCUCAAAAGUGCUGUGAGCCCAAAGCUUCCAAACAGCAUGCUAAGCAGUUUCCAAUGCUGCCUCCCACUGAAUCUAGGAUUUUGUCAGCAGAGGCCAUCUUAUUAGCCAGGAUUAAAUACUGUUUUGCCAAUAGUUACUGUAGUGUUGUACUAAGACUGCUUUCACACAAAAACUCAUUUGAUCCAAAUGCUUGGAAGGUGGAAGUAGAAAAAUCAGGGGCUGAAGAUCAUCCUUAGCUACAUAGCAAGUUCCAGGCCAGUCUGGGCUAUCCAUCUCAAAACAGCAAAGCUGGGGUGUAACUCAGUUGUGGAGUGCUUGCCUGGCACUGCACAAAACUGGGUAUGGUGGCACACACCUAUAAUCCUAGCACUUGAGAAGUGGAUGCAGUUUCAAGGCAUACUUGGCUACAUAAUGAAUAUUGGGGUAAGCCUGGGGUACAAAAAAACUCUGCCUCAAAAAUUCCUUUCUAAGCAAAGUUUUUAAAAACAUUUAAGACUUUCAAAAAAAAAAAAAAAUUUUUUUAAACUUUCCCCAAGAGAGGGAAAACAGAUUCUCCAUGUCUGCUGUAACUUUUGAUGUUUGCUUUUCUCUCUAUAUGUAAAAUAUUAUACAGUUAUUUACUAUCUAGGUUAUAGUGCUAAAAUUGAAACAAAUAAUUUAGGCAUUUAAUAAAGAUACUAAAAUUCAGGAUUUAUUAUUCAAUUAUAACUUAAUGCUUAAUAAUUAUUUCUCAGAGCAAAGAUUCUUCUGUAUCAUGGUCCUAUAUAGAUUUUCACUCACUGGUAUGAAAGGAGAGUGAAGAGGUAACAGAUGGAAAAAAACUUCCUUAGGGCAGCCCAUUUGUUGAGAUCUGGUGGGAGUGGGGUGGGACAGCGGAGAUGGUCCGGCCAGGCCACUGUGGGUAGAGGACAGAUGCACCCUUUGCUGGAGCCAGACAUGGCCCUGUAACCCCCAGCCCUCAUAGAAGCAUACCCUUCAAGCCACCUCAGCAUCUCACAGCCUCUCAUGCUCUCCUUCCUGGAUGACCAACUCUGAUUAGGCUUUCAACCACUAAGACAAA